GACGAAGAUGUGUAUACCAUCCGACUGAGGAUGGGUGUAAAGUACUAUGUCCUCCAUCUUCCCGUCCAUGGUAUCGUUUUAGCAGAUUACGGCUCGUUACAGCACCCAUUCCGCUGAGCAUGGCAUCAACUUUCGUUCGUCACCUACAGCAUCAUCCCGCUCGUCGCUACACUCGCAUUGCUCCUGUUGUCGUUAUCUAUGCCAUCGCAAUCAUCUUCGGUGUCGUCCUUCCGUGAGUAGUGUGAUAUCGUCGUCGUGAUGUCGUACAUGACACUCAAGCCGCCGCCCACAGCGCUUCCGUCUAAGGGCAUUCUAAUCGCUUGGGGCGGAACCGCUGCUAGUCGGAUUUGCGCCGAUAAGCCACCCGACAUACAUGGUCAGCGUGCCUGCCGGCCUAGAGUGCUUGUAUUUCGAUGCUACCCGUACACGGUUACCUCUUUGUUCAUCAACUACAGACCUAGGUGAAGUGUCUCAAGACUAGACGCAUAGAUUUCAUCCGGAGCGGGCGACAGACGAUGACUAAAAAACAUGACGGUUUAACGUCAGUUGGAAAGAGUAGAGAUGGAAGUGUAGAGAGAGAGUCAGAGAC
Messenger RNA from Phanerochaete carnosa HHB-10118-sp, 589 nucleotides. RefSeq lists its product as uncharacterized. Bases 259 to 465 code for a protein of 68 amino acids. The record is from RefSeq and is a predicted model, not a curated record. The transcript has a single exon. NCBI's taxonomy places the organism in Eukaryota, Fungi, Basidiomycota, Agaricomycetes, Polyporales, Phanerochaetaceae.